Periconia digitata is the source of this 585-nucleotide messenger RNA. Lineage: Eukaryota; Fungi; Ascomycota; Dothideomycetes; Pleosporales; Periconiaceae. The record is from the annotation of a GenBank genome assembly.
ACUCGAUUGGCAUUUUAUUAUCGCUGUUCUACACGUCAGCGGUCAAAUUGUUGUUGAUUCAUGUCUUUCUCCGCUGUGAUUCGCAUGUUCAUCAUGCGUCACUUCUCGCCCCCAAACCGCGUUUGCCAUCAUCUAAGAAUAACACACGACAGAAGCGCAACAAUUUUUACUGUCUAACAAAGCUGUGGCAGCCAAAACCCAGGUCAACAAUGCUUGAUGUCUUAUAUAUAUCGUCUCCCAUCCCGAAUCUCUGGAAAUGUUCACGUCCUAUACUCCAAGUAUUCUUACCAUGCCAUAUUGUCCCCGAUGGAACGAUUUAAUACCACCAUUCCUCAUAACCGUACUGCAUACACAGAGCAGAAACCUAGUGCGCCCAUUCAAGAUUACGCUAUCCCCCUCCAGAAUGGGAAGAAAACCCGGACAGAAGGACGAAGGACGUCCACCUAUAUUCCGACGAGGCGCUCUUUUACUCUGAGGAUCACGUAAGCAUACAUGGAUAACGUGUCGGAUCAGUAAGCCGCCCAGGACAGUAAGCCGCCCACCCCUCAACGAAAAUCCACGCUUCUUGGGCGAUUGCUCAACAAC